UUGGGAUGCGGCCCGUCCUCUCAGGUAAACAGAAGUUUGUUCCGCGGUGACAUGAAACACUUUAAACCGGUGAAAUCUAUCUAACGGUGGAUGUGUGCGGAGCGGGGAUGUGUCCCGGUGCUGUGUCGGUGCUGAGGGCUGAUGUGGGUCAGAUGAAGCAGAUCAAACCGUUAAACUUUGAACUCUUUUCAUGUUCACAUCACACAAAGUUCCUGCUGUGUUAGCGGUUAGCUUCAGUUAGCAUCGCUCCGUUAGCCUGCCGGGGAUUAAAACCCGGGCUAAAGUUUUAGUUCGGUUUAGUGUCAGCUCCGUGGGAACCGGGACUAACGUUACCAGGUGUAACGGUACCGGGUACCUGUUGUCCACCGUUAUUUAAAGUAUGUGUGUUCAUGCGGAACUCAGUUAAUACCAGUUAGCUUUGUGCUGUUAGCCAGCUGCUACUCGUGGAAGCUAACUGAACUGUAACCGGAGCUAACUAGCGUUCAGUGACCGGAGCUAACGGGGGCAAAGUGACCGGAGCUAACGGGGGCAAAGUGACCGGAGCUAACGGGAGCUGUCUGCCCUGAGCUGGACCGACUUCACCGCUGUUGGUUUUAUUCGGUGUUACCGGGUUUCCUCAGGCUGAGUGUUCAACAGGUCGCUGACUGAACCAAACUCUGUUCAUAUUGUGGUGAGUUUAACGGACGGAGACACAGACACACACUGUGGAGCAUAGCUCUCUGACAUCAUCAUGCUGUUUACGUGACGACCAAACUGCAGCCCGUGGUGGACCCCUCUGGGACCGUUACUGUCCUCUGAUUGGUCGUCUGUCACCUGCCCAUCACCAUGCAGCUGACCUAUCAGCAGCUGCCGGCUCAGCUGAGGCGGAGCUCCAGGCUCAAGAAACUGACGGCUGCUUUACUCGUCGCCUAUGCCGUCAAGAAGCUGUCACCACACGUCUGGAGGAGGAUACAGGGGAGUGCAGCAGGUAAACAGCUGGGUGGAGCUAACCUACCUGAGGGCGUGGUCAGCAGCUCCUCCUCCAGCUCCGUGGACAAAAAGAAGACAGACAGCAGGUCUCCAUCAGUGAACAGGGACUUUCUCCUCAGACUGUCUCGUCUGCUGAAGCUGUUGUUUCCACGGUUACUGUGUCCAGAGAUCGGCCUCCUCGCUCUGCACUCACUAACCCUGAUGACCAGGACCUUCCUGUCCAUCUAUGUGGCUUCUCUGGACGGUAUGAUAGUGAGGUGUAUAGUCCAGAAGGAUCCUCAGGCCUUCAUCCUGCAGCUCCUGAAGUGGCUCCUCGUCGCCGUUCCUGCGACCUUCAUCAACAGCGCCAUCAGAUUCCUUGAAGGUCAGCUGAGCCUCAGCUUCAGGAGCCGAUUGGUCGACCACGCCUAUCAACUGUACUUCACCAACCAGACUUAUUACCGUGUCAGUAACAUGGACGGCCGUCUGUCCAACCCUGAUCAGUCUCUCACGGAGGACAUUGUGAUGUUUUCAGCCUCCAUCGCUCACCUCUACUCCAACCUGACCAAACCCAUCCUGGACGUGGUGGUCACCUGCUACACCCUGCUGCGCACUGCCCAGUCCAAAGGAGCAAACACCACGUGGCCCUCCGUCAUCGCCGGCCUGGUGGUGGCGUUCACUGCCAAAGUCCUGCGCUCCUGCUCGCCUCGCUUCGGGAAGCUGGUGGCCGAGGAGGCGAAGAGGAAGGGAGACCUGAGGUACAUGCACUCCCGCAUCAUCACCAACUCCGAGGAGAUCGCCUUUUAUGGGGGACACAAGGUGGAGAUGGCCCAGCUGCAGAGGAGCUACAGGUCCCUGUCCUCUCAGAUCCAUCAGAUUCUGCUGAAGCGUCUCUGGUACGUCAUGCUGGAACAGUUCCUCAUGAAGUACGUAUGGAGCGCAUCCGGUCUAGUGAUGGUGGCUGUGCCCAUCAUCACCGCCACAGGAUAUUCCAAAUAUGACUCUGAGGAGGUGAAGCAGGCAGCCCUGGUGAUGAAGGAGGAGGAUCUGGUCAGUGAGAGGACUCAGGCCUUCACCACCGCCAGAAGCCUCCUGAACGCUGCUGCCGAUGCUGUGGAGAGGAUCAUGAGCUCAUACAAGGAGGUGACGGAGCUGGCAGGCUACACCUCUCGGGUCUCUGAGAUGUUGGACGUGUUUGAAGAUGUGAAUCAGGGAAUAUACCGGCGCUCUGCAGACAGAGAGGAGGUGUCAGGACGAGGAGCAGCAGGAGCAGGAGGAGCAGCAGGAGCUGUGGUCCAGCAUGGUCAGAGAGUGUGUGGUCCUCUGGAGAUCAGAGGUCGGGUGAUCAGUGUGGAGAAGGGGAUUCGCUGUGAGAACCUGCCAAUCAUCACACCGACUGGAGAUGUGGUGGUUUCCAGCCUCAACAUCCAGGUGGACGAGAAGAUGAACGUGUUGAUCACAGGUCCAAACGGCUGCGGGAAGAGUUCUCUGUUCAGGAUCCUCAGCGGACUGUGGCCUGUUUAUGAAGGAGUGCUGUACCGUCCAGACCCACAGCACAUGUUCUACAUCCCUCAGAGGCCCUACAUGUCAGAGGGGACCCUCAGAGACCAGGUGAUCUAUCCGGACUCAGUGGAAGAGAUGGUUCAGAGAGGAGUCACAGAUUCAGAUCUGGAGCAGAUCCUGAAGACCGUCCACCUGCUGUACAUCCUGGACAGAGAGGGAGGCUGGGAGUCGGUCAGUGACUGGAAGGACGUCCUGUCUGGAGGAGAGAAGCAGAGGAUGGGGAUGGCUCGCAUGUUCUACCACCGGUACACUACAACACAUAGUACUUUAAUGGUCACUGAGACUGAUAAUAAUAAUAAUAAUAAUAAUAAUAAUAAUAAUAAUUGUAUAAUACUGUGA
Messenger RNA from Epinephelus fuscoguttatus (brown-marbled grouper), 2850 nucleotides. It is a transcript of the gene abcd1, whose product is annotated as ATP-binding cassette, sub-family D (ALD), member 1. The transcript is spliced from 14 exons. NCBI's taxonomy places the organism in Eukaryota, Metazoa, Chordata, Actinopteri, Perciformes, Serranidae. Bases 826 to 2850 code for a protein of 674 amino acids. Gene Ontology annotation, molecular function: ABC-type transporter activity; ATP binding; long-chain fatty acid transmembrane transporter activity. The record is from RefSeq and is a predicted model, not a curated record. Gene Ontology annotation, cellular component: peroxisomal membrane. Gene Ontology annotation, biological process: peroxisome organization; very long-chain fatty acid catabolic process; fatty acid beta-oxidation.